UGGAGCAGCGGCGGGUAAAUCUCAGUGAAGAAGAACCUGCUGGUCGGAAACAUGGCGAAGCUUGUGUGUCGGUUCGAUUCCCUGCGUUGCGAGAUCCGGAGGUAACAGCGGUGUGAGUAACAGCAGCCGACAAACGGUGACGGUGCCACCGUAGGCGAGAGACUCGUCGGUUUGAUCGAGAAAAUGGACGACACUCUGGCACGGCGAGAGGCAGGUCGUCCUCUGAGGAGAGUGUCUGCCGCCGCGGAGCCAGGAGCUAGCGCUAGCCUGCAAGAUGGCGAGGUGAGGGAUGCGACCUCGGCCAGAGAAGCUCACCCUGGAGCGGACAGACGUGGUCCACGGAGGGCUGCUGCCGCGGGGAGGAUGGAGAGGAGGAACUCGGCACCCCAAGUGGUGUACCAGAGAUAUAUGCCGAUGGAGCCCCUCAAGUUAACCAUACCGAGGAAAACCAGAGAAAAGAGAGCUGUGUUCCACGUUUCCACUGAAUCCAGGGAAUAUGAAGACAUGAUGACCAUCUUGACCGCCAGCUACAUUGACACCAGCUCCUCUAGCAGGUUUACCUACAGCAAACCUCGGCUGGUCCACAGCGAGCAGCUGGAGAAAGAGUUUGUAGAGAAGAGGAAGGAGAUGAAGGCAGAUGGGAGGACAGAAAAGGAACUGGAGGAGAGCUACUGUUUCCUGCUGACUGAUGCUGUCAAGUUGCCCUUGCUCUGUGAGAAGGGCCUGUUUGUGGGCCAGAGCUGGAUCACACUGCUGGGGAACCCUGCUAAAGGAGUGUAUCUGUCCAGGUACUCAGACCUGCUACAGAGUAACGCCUUCACGCCUGGAGCCACAGGGGAGAUCAUCAUCUUCAAAGUGAUGAAGGGAAAAGUGAAGAGCAUCUAUGAAAACAUGAAGAACCUUCUCGAUCCAACGCCUCGCUUCGACAGCCAUAUCUCUAAGAACGCCAGCAAAGUCACCUCGGUCAACUCCUACCGGGCCUUUGAGCUCACACAGCAAUACUUCUACGAGUAUUCGUUCGACGAGCUGCGGGAGCGACCUCGCCAGGUGUGUCCGUACGCCAUUGUCUCCUUCCAGGUUAAAGGAAAAGACUCUCCACUUCCCAGCAAACCUUUAGCACCCAUCAGGUUGAACAGUCAGUCAGCAGAAAGGAAUAAAGAGCGUGCUCAGUUCCCUGUGUGGAGUGGAGAUUUAGUAAAAGAUGACCGGGUUCUCUUCCAGAUCUCAUUUCGCUCCUUCUUUCGUCCCUUCCUACCCCACAGACUACCAGAGAAACUAGAAAUUGGUUACCUGAUGAGGUUUGACCAGGUAGCCAAGCUCCUCCCCUCCGACCUGUUCUCCUACAACCUCUACAGCGGCAGUCAAGAAGUUGUGAAUAACGGACAUUGCUGCAGUCUUCUGGAGGUGAUUGACAGGAAUCGAUCUACAACCAGUGUGGCCAGACUGCUACAGGAACUCGAGAUAAAAAGAGUGGUUCUGGUGACUCCACUUACUGAGAAAGGCUUUCUUUUCUUGCUGUCAAGUGUUCAAAUGGCCACGCCUACUGAGAGAGGAGAGAGCUGGAAAAGGUGUCUUCAGGCCUUGUUUGUCUUCCCAGAAUCUAGAGAUCUGGUCAAAUCCGCACUGCGGUGUGCCUCCUCGUCCCACGAUGCUUCACAGCCAUCGAUAUCAGGUGCAACGCUGAUGCCACAGCUGGCUCAGUUCAUCCCAGCGCUGCAUCACGCCCUGGUUAAAGCCCGCGCAAACCCCCCUGCUGAGCUGUCUGCUGGUGUGGAGCGCCAUGCACGGGAAUAUCUUGUUGGCAUGAAUGACGGCACUGUUAGACAAUACCCAAUGGGUGAGUACGACGAGCAGGGACAGUUGUUUCCUGUAUCCAAACACCCUCAGGUGAACAUGGACAGCUACCUGCACUCCUACUUGCACAGUCCUGCCAACUACCUGCUAUCAAUGGCUCGGGCCAAGCAGAUGGUGGAGGCACACUGUGGCCCUGAGCAGCCCAAGGAUGUGAAGCCCAGGAAGAGUGCUGGAGGCCAAAGAGAGGCAACAAGCAACACUAGAGAUGGCCAGACCAACUCUCAAAAGAUGCAGCAGCUGAUAGAUCUUGUUCUGACUUGUAAGAGCAAUGCAGAAAAUGAGGUGAGGAACGAGGUAGGAGAGGAGCUGAAGGUGCCAGGGAGGAAGAGGAAGCUGGAACAGGAGACAGCAGAGAGGGCGCUUAAAUUCCUAAAAGCAUCACAGGAACCUGGGAAACACCACAAGAUUCCAGUUGAGGGAAGCCAAGUCUCCUCCUCACCUGUCUCUCUUACAUCUGUGAUCGGCUCAGUGGGUCUGAAGGAUGUUGAUUUGAGAGAAGAUGGUUCUGAAGUGGCUACCAGACUUCUUGGCCUGCUGACAGGCCUCACCCAAGCUGCUGAGGGAACGACCUACCGGAACUUUUGUGAGACGCCAGGAGAGGGGCAGAGGGAGUCUUCUCCAUUUGACAGGCUGGCCACAAAGCUGGGCCUGCCCACCAACUGUGACAUUGAUCUGAGGAAGCAGGAGGAACUGGAGGAGCAGAUGGCGGGCAGUGUCAGUAGUUUGGAGGGAUUCAGUCCCAGCUCACACAGCGGAGAGACCAAUCAUCAGGGAGCAGCAGGUAGAGGAGGAGGAAUGGGGCGGAGAACAGGAGGUUACGAAGAAGAGGGACAGGGAGAGAUCCCGUGGGUCCUCAUCCCCAUAACAGGUCUGUGCUCAGAGAGGUACACCCAGAGAGACCGGAACGUCCCUCAGGACCCUCGCUUCCAGCACCUUACCACGGCAACAAGCAUCACCAUAACAACCAAAUCUCGCGGGAAGAGCCCCACCUCGUCCCAUUUGCCCAGCCCUUCUACCUCUCCUAUCCGCUUACCGUCUUCUGAAGCCAGCCCUGCUCUCUCCCCCUCCCAAUGCCCCUCACCUGACCCCAGCCCUCCCAUUUCACCCUCCCAGUGUCCAUCUCCAGAGCCAAGUCCCUAUCCUUCACCGUCUCAGUGCCCCUCUCCAGAACCCAGUCUCCCUCCUUCCCCUUCGCAAUGCCCAUCUCCAGAGCCCAGCCCUCCCCCAUCACCUUCCCAGUGCUGGUCCCCUAAGACCCAUCCUCCCCUCUCAUCCUCAUGGUGUCAGACCCUGGUUCCCGAUAAGCUCAGCCCGCUUAUUAAGAACCAGACAGGUGCUAAUGAGGAGCGGUUAACCCUCAUAGCCUCCCAGGAGUUUAAAGGUCAGUCCAGUGACAAAGGAGAGAAACUUCUGGGGAACGAAGAGAAGAAUGGAGAGCCACUUCUUUCUGCAUCCAUCCGUCCAUGUAACCCUCCAGCUGUAGAGCAGAGGACUCUGCCAUCACCUCUUAUGCAAGGGAAGGAGGAGACAGAGCAGAAAACAGGGGGAGUUAAGAAGGCACAGGUAGAACUUUCCAUGAAGGAAAAGAAAGCUCAGCCAGUCGAGAGAAUGUGGAAACAAGGGGAAACGGAGACCGUUGAAUGUAAACCAAAUGAGGAGGAGGCGGUGGUGGAUAUGAUGCUAAAAGCAUCUAGUGAAAAGGAGCAAAAGGGAAAAUCGAAGGAACUGGCCGGUGGCUCUGUGUUUUCUCCUUCUGUCUCCUCCGCUGCUGUUCAUCCUCAAAGAGAUAUUGACAGCAUAGUGGACAAACAUGUGGGUGAUUUCUCCUCUGAGAUUCAGCUCCUCCUGCAAGAGGAGAGGAUUCCUUACAGCUUCCCACUGUCCUCACACUCCACUUUAAACUCAGAAGCCCCCACACCUCCACACACGCUCCCGUAUGCCUCAGUCUCUCAGUUUUCGCACUAUGUGUCUUUCCUCAACCCCUGUCCCCCCGUCCACGAGUAUAUGAGCUCCCUAAGGGACAGCAUUAGCAGCAUGCUGACAGAGUUUGAUGACGGGUGGCCGAACCACAAGCCUGACACCAGCCACACUAAUUCCGAUGCCACGUUGGCUAACACGGUUAGUGCUUUUGUGGCCAGUGUACGAGCAGGUAAUGCUAAAACAGGCAGAGAUGACGAGGUUUCUGCUCCUUGUGGUGAACUGAAUGCUGCUGAUACCAGUUCCUCAGGCAGUCAAAGUCCUGUGCUCUCCAGAGUAGGUGAAGUGUGGCGGCCAGAUGCUACAAACGGCAGGAAUCCCACAACUUCCCCUGUCACUUUAUCCACUCCUACCUCUGCAUCUGCUUCUGUAUACAAGCCUGCCAACACUACUGUCCUCUGCACUCCUAACAAGUCACAACAGUCCCAAUGGAAACCACAGCGAAGUCACACUUUAGAGGCAAAGACAGUCACUCAAGACAUUCAGCAAACACAAGAUGACAGCCCUGCCAGUACGGUACUUUGUACUGCUGGUGUGGAAGGGGGACGAACUCUUUCAAGUACAGAUUGUGGCACAACCCUGCCAGGGUUCAGCAGCGUCUCUCUACAUCUGGCAGAAUCUUCCAACCGCUCUGAGCCAGUUUCCAGCCUGAGCUCUGUGUCCGUCCCUGGGCCCACUCCUCCAGCCACAACCCUGAGCUCCCUGAUUGGCCAACUGCAGCCAGAGGUGUUCAACAAUCUGGUGAAGAUCAUCAAAGAUGUUAAGAGAAACUCUGUACAGUUUUAUGUCCACUGCACCGAACCAGGAGACCAGGUCUAUAAAGAUGUCAAGGAACUCCUGUUGAAGCAGGGUAAUGUGGAGCAGACUCCUGUGGCCUUUCUGAACCAAGAAAGCUCUGAUGACAGACUGCUGGUCAUCAUUAAGAACAAAGACAUAGCUGGACACAUACACAAGAUCCCAGGCUUGGUGUCUCUGAAGCGACACUCCUCUGUGGUGUUUCUGGGAAUCGAUACAUUGGACGACAUCAGGAACAACAGCUACAACGAGCUUUUUGUUUCUGGAGGUUGCAUCGUCUCAGAUGACUUUGUGCUCAAUCCAGAUUUCAUCACUCACGAGCAACUAGCUACACUGCUGAUGUUCCUGGAAAAGCACAAUUCCACAGAAAGUGUUUGGAGGUGGAAGGUUCACUGCAAGACCCACAAAAGACUGAAAGAACAAGCCAGGUUCCGGAGAGAAGCAGCCAGCCUACUGGACAUGCUGUCAGCCUAUCAGAAGCGUCAAAUUGUGGAGUUCCUCCCGUAUCAUAAGUGCGACAUGAUGAACCAUCAGUCACCCGACCUGGACUGUCUCAUCGAGCUUCAGGCCCGAUACACACAGUACCGACACACAAUCUUCCUCACUGAGCAUCAUAUUGAGAAGUUUUUCGCCUACUCCAGCGGGGGCAUCAUUGUGUCCAACGUCGAAGAGAUUCUGCACAACUUCACCAGGAUGGUUGGUUGCCAUAACAUCAAGGACAAGCAGCCGCUCAUAGAUGAUCUGCUCUCUCCCAAAGGUCACAUCAGGCAGCUCAGUCAUGGGAGCUCUGUGUCAGGUUCUGAACGUUCUCCCUCCAUCUUCCCGGAGCAAAUCCCCUCCCUGUCCUCCGUCCAUCAACCCCAGCACGUCCUCCCACAGCCCAGCUCCAGCCUCCCCUCUCAUCCCCAUCUCUCCGAUCAGCUCGUCCCAGACUCCUCCUGUCGGGAUGGGGUGCAGCCUCCUUCAGAUAAAGACUGUGAGGUUCUCCGACAGGCCAUUUCACAGUUGCGUGCAGAGCGCGAGUCACAGCUAAAACAGCUUCAACAUCAGCAGCACCUGCUGGAGCUGCAGGCGGAGCUGAGCAUUAACCCGAUCAAGUGCUUUACUGGCACGCCGACUGGUGCAGGCAGCGAUCCCACCAUUCCUCCUGAUGAAAGACGUUCUGAUGACUCCGUCCAGCUCACUCCUGGCAGGGCGGUGGCAGCCACUCUGGACUUAAUUCACUCCACGUUGCAGUCAGAGCUGGGGGAGGAGAGACAGGAGGCUCCACCAGAGGGGCCCCGAGGAGAAGCAGAGGAUGGAGAUCAGAGAGCUGGAAAUAGUGAUACAUCUACCCUGUCCUCCAGUCACAUGGCAAUCACGGUGAUAGGAGCAAGUAACCGGACUGACUCAGCCAAUCAGAGGAGAGAUGCAGGAGCAGAUCAGCGAGGAGAACCUGCAUUUUCCAAAGCAGCUCAGCAAGGAGCAUCGACCUGCAGCACAGCUGGUUCUGCAGACGGCGGCAGAUUGAGCGGCACACCAUCAGGCCAGGAGCAGCCGGUCAGAGCAGACAAAGCACCGCUGGGCAGCAGCACCACGGUAACAGACCAGGACCCGAGUCCUGCUGUGCCUCAGCCACAACCAAUCCAGCGGCAUGUGAGCAAACAGCAGCUUAAUGUGUCCCACCCUCCUCACAGCCAGCAUCGAGGCUUCCUGCAUGCCCCCCUACUGCCCCGACUCAGCCAGCCUUUCUCCCCGGGCCCUAUGCUGGGGCCCUUGACUGCCCUGGGAGGGAUAAGGGGCAUCCUGGGGCCCCCGCCCAUAUGGCCUGGUGGUUUAGGCCCCACAGGCGCUGCUGCCCUGGUGUGGGGAUUCCAGCAGACCGGCAGGGACUUCAGCAGCCCUGGCCUGCUGGGAGGAUACCACGGCCCUGCAGGUCAGGGCGGCAGCCGGUUCAGAGGGGGGCAGAGAGGAGGGGGUUUUAACGGCAUGUAAGAGUAGCUUUAACUACAACACGAGCCUCCCCCUGCUGUUCAGGUAGGAAACUGAAAACAUCCCAGAAACAAACAGGUGCCCCUUAUUCCUCAUCAGUAAACCAGGAGGACGUCCUUCAGGGUUCAGCAGCCGGAACACAGACUCACUGCUUUUAUGGUCGUCUUUUUGCUUUUUGCUUUUUUUUUUAUCCUGACAGUUGGGAAAUACCAGAAGAGUCUUUGUGUUUAAGUAAAUAAAUAAAACUGGAGUCAAAGCAGCUUUAAUUAAAACAAAACUCGCUGAUGUCAAGCAGCUGUCAAACAAAACAAAACGAUUUAAUUUACACAGAGAGAGAGAGAGAUCCUCCAUUAAAGUUAAAUUAUCCCUAACCAGAGUGUGUGUUAAUUCACUCCUCUGUAUGUGGUUUCAGUCUGGACCUAAAGGUCAUUUUUUCUGAUUACAAAUGCCUUUCAAAGCAGUAAAAAACAGUAAUCCUGCUGUGGUUUGUAGAAAAGAGUCAAAAAGAUGUAGACGACAUUUAUGCACCUGCAAAAAUGGAACCCUGAAGCAUGCUGGGUCUCAGUGGAAGCCUGUUUACUGCUGGCCUUUAGAACGGUGAAGAGCAAAACCCUGUCGCAGCUUUGGAACUUACAUGAUGGACAAAAACAACUUGAGACAGCACAAACAAGGUUUUCUGACCCAAAAAGAAGAUCUUGCGGAUGAAUGUAGGUCCCAGUUCAGGAGCCUCUGUGUUUCCAGUAGGACUGCUCUGAGACAGAGGUGGAAUCCCAACUCCCAGCUUCCUUAAACACAACUCCACUUUGAAGGUUUUGGUUUUGACUGACAGUAAAAGAAGAAAAAAGAAGUCACUUUCUUUGUUUUAGACACAAACAACGUUUUCUUGGAGUGGUUUUAGUCCUGAGGAUCGUUUCUCCACUGACGUAACGAGUUGCUUGUUUGUGAAAACCAGUAAAACUGGAAGAACUUGAAACAAAACAUCUGUAAUGGAACCAGACAGACUGCCUUAGACGUCUUCCAGCUGUUCAUAUCUUGUACAAACCAUUUUUUGUACUGAUUGUGUUGUUUGCCAACCCAGAGCUGUUUGUGUUGAGUUGCUGUUGUAUGUAGGAAAAGAUUCUGUAACGGACUGGUUUUAACUUAAAACUCAUUUUUAUGUUGUUGUUUUUUUACAUAAAGUUUUUUGUAAUAAAUCUGCCUGCAGAAACCA
This is a messenger RNA of Acanthochromis polyacanthus (spiny chromis), 7807 nucleotides long. RefSeq names its product transcription activation suppressor a (gene tasora). The record is from RefSeq and is a predicted model, not a curated record. NCBI's taxonomy places the organism in Eukaryota, Metazoa, Chordata, Actinopteri, Pomacentridae. Gene Ontology annotation, molecular function: chromatin binding. Gene Ontology annotation, cellular component: heterochromatin; nucleoplasm. Gene Ontology annotation, biological process: protein localization to heterochromatin; negative regulation of gene expression, epigenetic. The coding region runs from base 184 to 6600 and encodes 2138 amino acids. The transcript is spliced from 28 exons.